AUUAUGGGUUGCUGCGUUUCCAGAGAAAUUCUUACAACUACUUGCGAAUAUCCUUCAAAAGCCAAUGAUGUACCCCAGGUCCCAAGCAACGGAGUUGCCCAGGAGAAGAGAGAGGCUGUGCCAAGUGCUGACGUCCAUGGUGUCUGUAAGCAAGACAGGACAGAUUUCUGCUGGGACCCCAUCAUACAGAAUUGCUUUGGAAGCACCAAUGUAAUCUUUACUGGCUCAAAGCAGACUCUGAAUGGCUACGACAUCACUGCACUUGCAAGGUCAUCACUAGUUGGUCUGGUUCAGACAGUAAAAGAUCACAUCACAAAACCAACAGCAAUGGCACGUGGCCGAGUGGCUCACCUAAUAGAGUGGAAGGGUUGGGGUGCCCAUGGCAGAGGCUCUAAUAUAUGUUCGAUGGAUGAGGUCCACUAUUCCAACCUCACUGAUGAGCUGAAGGAAGCUCGUUUUGCAGCAGGAGUUGCUGAGCAGUUUGCCAUUACUGAGGCAACACUGAGUGCUUGGUCCUCACUGGAUGCUGAAGAGGUGGUUUGCAGCAGUAGUCCGAGCAACACGGUUGACUACCUCAAUACAGAUGAAGUGUAUCUUGAAGAUCAGCUUUCAAUUGGAUCCCAAGGCUUUUAUUACUCUUUGAAUGUUGAAGGCUCCUGCACUGUCAUAACUCCUGUAUCAUCAUACGUAGCCAGUUUGGCUGGUGAACCAUUACAAACAGACACGGCGACCAUCCCUUCUUCCCACAGUGGAACGCUGACGGAAACCUUGCCUCCGAACUGCUCGUCUCUUCCAGCAACCACUUCCUGUGGAGCAGAAUUACAAAGAACACUGCAAAGGAGCACAGGCAGCCCCUUACAUCACUCACAUUCCAGCAACAACAGCUCCGUCAUGGAAGAUGAUGUGUUUUAUAAUUAGGCAGAACAGUAGGAUCAGAAACCAUAUUCUCUUGGAUAAGGGAAUUUACUGCUUCCUUUGUUUAAAGCUGGAACAAAAACUGAAUUGUCAUUGAUUUGUUCCAUUCUAAUUUCUGUAUGUCUUUGUGGGUGCAUGUUCAUUGACGUUUGGGAUGACUGACAAAUAGGAACUUCCAAUUGCCCCAGAGGUCAGCAAGACAGGGCCGGGGCUGAAAUUAGCUGUGCUCCUUGCUUUCCCUUGCAAUCCAAUGAAUGUCGCUGGAUGUUAGGGUUUUGAGCUUCAUACUUAAAUAGGCCAGUGACACACAAGCUGGAAAGUCAAUGGAGGAGUUCAACAGGUCUCCCAUUACGGCUCCCGAAAUGACAAUUGGUCAAGCUUGCAGGGCUAUAGUGUUCAUGUCUAGGCUUGAGCAUAAGGAAUGAUUAGUUGGGCGAGGUACUUGUAGCAAGAGUCAACACCUCUGGGAAAACAGGAGAGAAGAGAAGAUUAGAAGGAAACAAGUUCAGAUAUGUCUUGGCUAGUACAGGUCACGUAUACAUUGCCCUAUACUAACUAAGACAUUCUGGUACACGGUGUACAGAGCUUCUCCAUUUAGGUGAUAAGGAUUGACAUUAAAAUCAUCUCCUGUUAUAUUCUCAACACUGUAACUAUGUGUAACUUUGGCACCGUCCUCUCAUUGAUCACUAAAGAUAAACGUCACAUCACGAUUGAUUCUUUAAUUUCUUUAGAUCUUUCAAGGUGGUGCCUUACCACAGCAAAAGCAUCCCUGCCUCUAAAGUCAAAGCUCUGGGUUCAAAUCCCAUUCCAGAGUGCGGUGGUCAAAGAUGUUGCAUUCAUGAUAUUGCCAAACAGGUGGAGCAUGAAUUUGUAAAUCCUUCCAAUGUAUACAUGAACAGGAAGUGGAGAGAGCAAGAGAGAUUCCUAGUUAGCCAUGUAAUGGGAGCCUCUACCACUGCUACCCAUAGCUGCAGCUACUUAGACUCCUUGGUGAGUGGGGGUGUGGGUCAAGUUGGUGUCAAAAGCACAUGGUUUGAUCCCUGUUCCAGCUGGUGUGGAUUUGGAACCUGCCACAUUGCCUUAUCUGUGGUGGAGCGCGCAGUGUUGCAGACCUGCUUUUGGGCAGGGGACGCGAAGAUCUUUUCCUGAGAAUCAGUUUGAUGCUUCAGUAAUUAGUCAUCCCUUACCCCAAUGAUCACAGUGUCGUGUGGGAGUUCGCAAGGAUAUGUGGUAAAUAUCUGAGUGGCUGUGAUUUACUCUUAUGUCUUUGUUGUGAAUUGUAUUUGGAAUUCAACCACAAUUGCGAAAAAAAAAGCAAUUAAACAUCAUUAAA
This is a messenger RNA of Rhincodon typus (whale shark), 2248 nucleotides long. It is a transcript of the gene fam131c, whose product is annotated as family with sequence similarity 131 member C. Bases 4 to 918 code for a protein of 304 amino acids. The record is from RefSeq and is a predicted model, not a curated record. NCBI's taxonomy places the organism in Eukaryota, Metazoa, Chordata, Chondrichthyes, Orectolobiformes, Rhincodontidae. The transcript is spliced from 7 exons.